AUGAAACUAUCAACCGCUGUAUUGUCAUCAAUCCUGCUUACUUGCUCAGUUACUACAGCUAAACCAGCCCCUCCCAUUACAACUAUAAGCACUGUGCCUAAAAUUUCAACAGGUCAUAGUGCACGAGAUGCAGGAUUAGCUGGCAUUAACUCGCUUUCAACCCGUGAUAGGUCUGUUAUCAAAACCUUUGUAGCAAAAAAAGAGUACCAUAAAAAGGCAAGCAAACUACACGGCUUGGUACAAUCUGUGUAUAAUGCUCAGGCAAACCUAUUAAUUGGGCUGGGUGAGGACCCUAAACGCUUUCAAAGUAGAUCUUGGGAAAUCAGUGCCAAUCCAAAUCACGAGCUUAGUGAACAAUAUUUCAUUCUCUCCAAACUUAAAGAACAGUCUAAUUGUCAUCUUCGGCAGUGA
Messenger RNA from Batrachochytrium dendrobatidis JAM81, 411 nucleotides. RefSeq lists its product as uncharacterized. The record is from RefSeq and is a predicted model, not a curated record. Bases 1 to 411 code for a protein of 136 amino acids. NCBI's taxonomy places the organism in Eukaryota, Fungi, Chytridiomycota, Chytridiomycetes, Rhizophydiales. The transcript is spliced from 2 exons.